Molecule: messenger RNA, 2076 nt
Organism: Ascoidea rubescens DSM 1968
Lineage: Eukaryota; Fungi; Ascomycota; Saccharomycetes; Ascoideales; Ascoideaceae
Gene: GUF1
Product: GTPase GUF1
Exons: 1
Coding region: 1-2076 (691 amino acids)
Biological process (GO): positive regulation of translation
Cellular component (GO): mitochondrion
Molecular function (GO): mitochondrial ribosome binding; GTPase activity; GTP binding
Source: RefSeq, a predicted model, not a curated record
AUGAUAACAAAGGCUCUUUCAGGGUCAUUAUUCAUUAAGCCCAUUUUCACCUAUACCACUUUUAAAAAAAUUCCUUUUUAUUCUUUAAGUUCAAGUUCAAGUUCAAAUUCAAAUUCAUAUUCAUAUUCAUAUUCAUAUUCAUAUUCAUAUUCACGUUUCUCAACCUUUUCAAAACUUUUAAAUAAUAACACUGAAAAUAACAAUAAAAUAAAAAAACAAAAUUCAAGUGCCAAAAAAGAAGAUAAAGUCAAACUCGAAACUCAAGAAAGAAUAUCAAAAAUCCCAAUUAGUAACUACAGAAAUUUCUCGAUAGUCGCGCAUAUCGACCAUGGAAAAUCAACUCUAAGUGACCGAUUAUUGGAAUUAACAGGCGUAAUUAAACCUGGCGAUAACAAGCAAGUCUUGGAUAAGCUAGAUGUUGAAAGAGAACGAGGCAUAACAAUAAAAGCACAGACAUGUUCAAUGAUUUACAACUAUAACAACACAGACUAUCUCUUACAUUUGGUUGAUUGUCCCGGUCAUGUUGAUUUCAGAUCAGAGGUGACAAGAAGUUUUGCUUCAGUUAAUGGAGCUUUGCUACUAAUUGAUGCCUCUCAGGGUGUUCAAGCUCAAACUGUUGCAAACUUUUACUUGGCCUAUUCACUAAAUUUAAAACUAAUCCCAAUUAUAAACAAAAUAGACAUGGAUAAUGCUGAUAUUCCAAAAUCAAUUGAUCAAAUCAAAAAUUUCUUUGAGUUGCCCACAGAAGAUAUAAUCUCUGUAUCUGCGAAAACAGGUUUAAAUGUUCCAAGUAUUUUGCCGGCUAUUAUAGAAAAGAUCCCAUCUCCAACUGGAGAUAUCAGCGGGAGAUUGAAAUCGUUUAUUGUGGAUUCAUGGUAUGAUUCCUAUGUUGGCUGUGUUUUACUAAUCAAGAUUGUUGAUGGAGUUUUGAAAAAAGGUCAAAGAAUAAUGUCUGCUCACACAAGAAAAAAAUACGAAGUCAAGGAGUUGGGUAUAAUGUAUCCCGAUAGAUUCGCAAUGGACCAAAUAUCAGCAGGGCAAGUUGGUUAUAUAAUCCCAGGGAUGAAAAAUUCUUCUGAAGCGCUAAUAGGAGAUACUUUAAUGUUGGUUGGUCAGGAAGUUGAACCAUUGCCUGGGUUUGAAGAAUCAAAACCAAUGGUGUUUGUUGGAGCCUUUCCAAGUAACGGUGGUGAGUUUCAAAUGUUAGAUGAAAGUUUGCAAAAAUUAGUUUUAAAUGAUAGAAGUGUCACUUUGCAAAAGGAAACGUCGAAUGCUUUAGGCCAAGGCUGGAGAAUUGGAUUUUUGGGUUCAUUACAUGCUUCUGUUUUCAAAGAAAGACUAGAAAAAGAAUAUGGUGCUCAAUUGAUCAUCACUGCUCCAACUGUGCCAUAUAAAGUUCAAUUCAAAGAUGGAAAAGAAAAAAUAAUCAGCAAUCCCGAUGACUUUCCUGACUAUACAACAAGAGGUGGUAGGAUUGAAUCGCUUUUGGAACCCUUUGUCGAAAUCAUGUCAACCUUUCCAAGUGAUUUCUUGGGAACUGUUAUAAAAUUGUGUCAAGAUAAUAGAGGUAUUCAAACUGAUCUCCAAUACUUGAACACCGGGCAGGUUUUGUUGAAAUAUCGAAUUCCAUUGAGCAGACUAGUCGAUGACUUUUUUGGCAAAUUAAAAUCAGCCACAUCCGGAUAUGCUUCUCUAGACUACGAAGAUGCCGGUUAUGAAAUAUCAGACAUUAUCAAGCUAGAGUUGUUGGUAAAUGGAAAGGGAAUAGAUGCCUUGGCCCAGGUUAUGCAUAAAAGCGAGAUUGAAAGCACAGCCAAACACUGGGUUAAAAAAUUCAAACAGCAUAUCCGAUUCCAGUUAUUUGAUGUGAUCAUUCAGGCAAAAGCGAACAACAAGAUUAUGGCAAGAGAAACCAUAAAGGCAAAGAGAAAGGAUGUUUUGGCCAAGUUGCAUGCCUCUGAUGUGUCGAGAAGAAAGAAAUUGCUAUCGAAACAAAAGGAAGGUAAGAAAAAGUUGCAGUCAGUGGGAAACGUUACUAUUGACCAGGAAGCAUACCAGUCGUUUUUGCGUCGCUGA